Messenger RNA from Ruditapes philippinarum (Manila clam), 4642 nucleotides. Its product is annotated as baculoviral IAP repeat-containing protein 2-like. NCBI's taxonomy places the organism in Eukaryota, Metazoa, Mollusca, Bivalvia, Venerida, Veneridae. The record is from RefSeq and is a predicted model, not a curated record. Gene Ontology annotation, molecular function: ubiquitin protein ligase activity; cysteine-type endopeptidase inhibitor activity involved in apoptotic process. Gene Ontology annotation, cellular component: nucleus; cytoplasm. Gene Ontology annotation, biological process: negative regulation of apoptotic process; regulation of cell cycle; positive regulation of protein ubiquitination. The coding region runs from base 88 to 1005 and encodes 305 amino acids. The transcript is spliced from 5 exons.
GGUUUUGUAAGAUAUUUUGCGUUGCAAAUGUUAUCGAAUUACAUACUCAUUCGCCUUCACCAUUAUUUCUAGACAUUUCAAUCCGACAUGUCGGAAAGCAGCAGCGAUGUCGUCGUUUCUCAGCAGAAAUCUGCAAGACCGCCACCAAUAGCUCUUGGAAUAAACGUGGAAAAGCCGAAAUUUCCGCAAUAUGCAGUCUACUCGAAGAGAAUGGAAUCUUUCGAGUCUUGGCCAGAAUACAUCCCAGUAAAGAAAGAUGAUCUUGUCGAAGCAGGGCUUGUGUACACAGGAGUUGGUGAUAGUGUAAGAUGUUACUUCUGUGGUGGUGGGCUGAGGAAUUGGGAACAGGAUGAUGUACCAAUGGAGGAACAUGGAAAAUGGUAUCCAAAAUGUCCACAUGUCAUGUUAGUUAAAGGUCAGGCAUAUAUUGAGAGACUUCAGCGUGGAGAAAAACCAGAGGAACCAUUGCCAGCACAGACGGAUUCUGCUUGUGCAGCCCCAAACCAUCUUGACUCUGUUGCUGCUUUAAGUUGUAUUGAAAAUGGUUACUCUGAAGAAAUGGUUCAGAAAGCCAUUAAUACUUAUAUUGAUCGGCACGGUAAUUCAGACUUUAAAGCUGUACAUUUGUGUGAAAUUUUGAUGGAUCUUGAGGACGAAGUUGAUCAACUCUCAUUAACUGUGUCAGACUCGCACAAUGUUGUAGAUUCUAGAAAUCAUGUACCUACAGUAGAGGAACAACUGGAGUCAGAAGAAUUACAAUCAGCAGAGGAUUUUGAAACAUUGAAAGAAGAAAAUCAGAAGUUGAAAGAAAACCAGAUGUGUAAGAUAUGUUUAGACAAGAAGGCAGAUGUAAUAUUUCUGCCAUGCGGACAUAUGGUGAGCUGUCCCCAAUGUGCACCAGCACUUUCCAAAUGCCCAAUUUGCAGAAAAGUUAUUAAUGGACAUAUUAAAGCUUUUUUCGCUGUGACUAGCAAUAGCGUAUCGUCUUCAAGUGAGUGCAAAUGACAGUAAUUUGACUUAUGUCAGUCACAACCCUUUAUGUAGUGGAAAUACAAAAAAAGAAAAAAUAUUUAAAAUGACAAUUAGACUCAAAUUGUAAUGUUAAGGCUUAUAAAGAUAUCAUAAGCAAGUAGUAGAAAUCCAAGUUCAAACUUGAAGAAAAUUUCUACAUCAAUGUCUUCUUGACAUGAAUAUUGUAAGCUUGCACUAUUCAUGCUAAGGAGGAGAAGUACAUUGCAGUAUAUGAAAAUUACUACAUAUAUGCAAUCUAAUAACAUUUGCAAAGUACAAGGCAAAGUAAGCAUGAUUAUAUGAUUACAAAAAAGUGUCAAUGACUUUGUAUUUUCGUAGAUUUGGUCUUGGAAAUGUGCCAAAUAUUAAGGUCAGAUGUUAAAGCUGCACGCCUCCAGAUGAGCCAAAAUAUUUUAAGAAAUUCAAUCUUUAGACAAAUGUAUUAAUAUCUUAAGAAAAGUUAAAAGAUUCAAUAUCUGAUUAAUUAUUUACAUGUUAUGUGUGAUUAAUGACUGAUUUUGCAGUAUCAAUCACUAUAAUUUUACUGCGUUACUAACGCAGUAAGAGGUAUUUUUGUAUAUUUUGGCCUCUUUUUGGUAAUUUACGUGGAUUGUAAGUGCCGUUUGCAAUGUGUAAAUUACUUUAUUUGUUCACUUCACAAUAUUUUACUUUGAAAUACAUUUUCAAAAUUUCAUGAAAAUUAGCAUGAAUCUGGAGGCAUGCUGCUUUAAUGCUAAUAAUAAAAAAACCGAUCUAGUCAAACAUUUUCUCAAUAUUGUUUCGUGAAAAUGGACUUGUUUGAUCUCGAGUGACGUGUUCAAGGUCUGAAAGCUUCUGUGAUACUUAAUUGUGCAUUUAAUAAUUAUGUUUUCCUUUAAAUGAUUUCAUUCAUUUAAGGGAAAAAACGUUAAAAAAAACUUAAAAAAAACAAAACAAAAAAAACCCUAAAAAAAACUUAAAAAUGACUAUAAAAUUAAUAUCUAAAAAAAAAAAGAGAGAUAUUAAGUAAUGUCUUGAUAUGUAGAUUCUUAUGCUGUUAUUUAAUGCUAAAUAUCAUUUUAUAAAUACAUUGUUGGAAUAUUAAUUUUAAAAUAUGUAACUUGAAUGAAUACGUAAGGAUAUUAAUACUCUAAUAAAUUUGAUCUAAUUUGUUACUUUGAAUAAUUCAAUUAACAAUUCUAUUUAUAAUUAAUAAUAAUAAUAAGUAAAAAAUUUACCAUAUAAUUUAUCUCUUUGAUAAAAAUCUUUUCAGAUUUCAUUAAUGACAUUAAAUUUGAUUUACUAUAAGCUUAGCUUUGAUAACCGCAAAAUAUCAUAGGAUACUUAUCGAACAUUUUCUAUAAUUCUUUUCUGCAAAAAUAUGAUACAGUUUUGUUUAUUAUUUGGCACAGUUUUUCCUCUACUGUAAACAUUUUCGAUCAGAUAGAUUAUGAAUGUAUCAUAUUUUUACUAUUUGUUUAAAACAUUUUCAUGUGUAUGAUUAACUAUGUUAUUAUUUUUUGUUAUAUAUUUUAAUAAACUGAGUUGAAUAAAGCUUGUUAGUAGUAGUAGUUGUUGAAUUUGGGGUUAUUUGGAACCGAAGCAGGCAUAGAUAAGGGGGGCCGGGGGGGGGGGGGUGGGAAGGUAUGGGAAGGGUUUUAAAUAGUUAAAAUAUUUGUUCUGAAAUGUUUAUAAAAAUAUAGUUUUAAUACAUGGAUACCAUUUGUUUUGUUCAGCAGCUUGUCAAGAAUUAAGUAAGAAUUUAUUCUUUAAUAAAUCUGUGAUGAUUAUUCUGAAUACUUACCCCUGAUGAAAGCAGUUUUACCACUUACCCUGCUUGAACUGAAAGCAAAUAACAUUUGCCACCAGUAUAGGACCAGACUAUAGUCUACACAUCUGUGCAGUCUGACCAGGCUCUAUACUUGUACUAGUUGAUCAACUUGCAUUUUUCUAUCUUGGAUAUUUCCAAAAUUGCUAAUGGACAGGUCAAAAUUGGACAAGUCCAUUCAAAAAAUUAAGCAAAUUUAGAGAAAGAUGUAUCCAAUGAAAAAAUUCCUUGUAGUAAGCAUGAAAUGGCUACUUACAAGCCUGGGUGCCUUACAAUCGAGGAUAUACGGUAUUUUUUAUAUCAUACAUAGAAGUGUUUCCAUUAAAGAAUUUCUUCCCUUUUUUGCUUGUGCAGUGAAAACCAUGACAAAUUUCCCCUUUUGUGAUGCAAGUGGGGAGGGUUUAUAUGAUUGUUAUUUGUCUAUUCAUGAAAUAUAAGUCCUAUACAUCAAAGUAGUGAGCAUCAAGUUCCUAAUACCUUAUGUCCCUCUUAUUUAAUGAAACCUGUAUAAAAUGGCCACCUUUACAGCCUUUGUGAUUGAUGGGGGUGGGUGAAACUUCUUGCAGAUUGCAUGGAAUACAUGUACAAUCAGCAUUUUACAUAAUUAUUUCCCUUUAUGCACAUCAAUAUUGAGGGUGGUUAAAAUCUUGUACUAGAAAUGUUUUUUUUUUCCGUACCAGUAUACAUAAACAUGUCUAGAUAUCUUUGAAUAAGGUGACUUCCACUUUCAUACUUUUUGAUGAAAUUGUCAAAUUUGUGCUACAAUUAUAUUGUACUUUGGAACUUACUGAAUGUAAUAUACCAAACAUAUGACCUUGCCCAUUACAGUUGCCUCCCUUUUAUUAUAAUUACUUAAGAAGACGAUUAAUGAGGAAGUAGUUAGAAACAUAAUUAUUAUGUGCUCUGUACUGUCAAGUAAUUAUAAUAAAAGGGAGUCAACUGUUAUGGACAGUCAUGGUUUUAGUAUAUUACAGUUCCCUCCCUUAAAAUAUAUAUGAAGAUAACUUAGCACUAUCCUCUGGGGUGGGCAAAAAUAUGUUUUGCAACAAAUUAUGUUUGCAUUUCAUAUAAAUUAGUAUUACCUGCAUUAUUUUGUGUACAAAACUGACAUGAUUAAAGAAUAAUAUAUUAAUAUCUAUUCUUUUUGUUCCAUUUUGUCUUUGUCAUUGUAUGGUUUCACAUAAAAAAAAAAAAAAAAAAAAAAAAAAAACUAAGAAAAUCUAACAAAAAACAAAAAAAGACACAAAAAGUGGCUAUAAAUUGUACAUGUGUAUAUCUAAAAUAAAAAGAUAUUAAGUAAUGUCUUGAAACGUAGAUUCUUAUGCUGUUACUAAAUGCUAAAUGUCAUUUUGUAAUACAUUGUUGGAAUAUUUAUUAAUUUAAAAAUAUGUUACUUGAAUGAAUACGUAAAGAUAUUAAUACUCUUAUAUAUUUGAUCUAAUUUGUUACUUUGAAUAGUUCAAUUAACAAUCCUAUUUAUAAUUAAUAAUAAUAAUAAGUAAAAAAUUUACCAUAAAAUUUAUCUCUUUGAUAAAAAUCUUUUCAGAUUUCAUUAAUGACAUUAAAUUUGAUUUACUAUAAGCUUAGCAUUGAUAACAGCAAAAUAUCAUAGGAUACUUAUCCUACAUUUCUUUUCUGCAAAAAUAUGAUACAUUUUUUUUUUUGUUAUUUGGCACAAUUUUUUUUCUGUUAAAACAUUUUCGAUCAGAUAGAUUAUGAAUGUAUCAUAUUUUUACUGUUCGUUUUAUAACAUUUUCUUGUGUAACUUGUGUAUGAUUCACUAUUUUAUUAUUGUUAUAUAUUUCAAUAAAACUUAUAAGUUGU